AUGCGGCUGCGCAAGAACUGUUGGCCUACGCCGAUUAACAACAUACGACGACUUACCCAAAGGCGCUUAACUAUCCAGGCCCAUGGCGCAGGCAAAGAAGUCGGACCCGAGGAACUCUUCCGAUACAGCUAUGGCCGGUUCCUUGUCAAUGAAGAGUAUGAACUGGCCAAACGCUAUUCGACCUUCGACAUCAGCGCGCUGUGUCAAAUGGUAUCGUCACUUCCCGCCGUCCGGUCGCCCAUCGUCAAGAUUGAUAAGAGGGAGGGCGGAUAUAACAAAGCCUUGUUGAUGACGGCAGAGAGCGGGCACACUGUCAUCACCAAGCUCCCGUGCCCAAACAUUGUGCCGCGGGAGUACGGCACGGCUUCAGAGGUAGCCGUUCUCAAGUUCGUUAAAUCGCGGUCGCGCAGUCCCGUCUCAGAUGUUCUGGCAUGGAGUGCGGAUCCGUCCAACCCCAUCGGUUCCGAGUACAUUGUCCAGGAAAAGUGCGCUGGGCAGCAGCUAACGGGGGUAUGGGAUCAAGUCAACGAGUCCGACCGGGUCAAAUUGAUUCGGGAUUUUGCACAAUUGGAAAGCAGCCUGGCGAGUAUUGAACUCCCCGGAUAUGGUGCAUUGUUCCUGCGGGAUCAAUUGCCAGCUUCUCUCGAACAACACCCAAGGCCGCUGAUCGAGGUCGAUGACACUUAUUGUCUUGGGCCCAUAUAUCACGGCUCGUGGCCAGGGGGGUUUGCGGCCGACCCGGAAGAAUAUGCUCAGCAUUCUGGUCCAUGGAAGACUUUCCCUGAGCUUGGACGGUCGCUUGCUCAGCAAGGUAUCUGGCAAAUUCAGCAUUACAAGACCUCCUACGCAGGCCGAGGACCACAUCAUGGCACACCAGAGGAACAUAUCCGCAUGCUUGAGCGAGCCAUGGAUGUGAUGUCGAUACUUGCCGAGUCUCACACGUUACAGCGUCACUCGCAGGCCGUUCUGUGCCAUCCUGACUUUCAUCCAGGAAAUAUCUUCGUCUCGAAUGAAGAUCCCACGGUGAUCCAAGGAGUGAUUGACUGGCAAUUUACGAGUGUCAUGCCACGGUUCACCCAGGUGCGGUGGCCACUCUUCCUCAAUCCACCCGAAGGGUAUCAGACAGGAAUGAACAACCCCGAGCUACGACCCGUGUAUGACCGAAAAAAAGACCAGGAGCAAGCAAAGCGACAAGAGCAGGCGAUGCGUACCAAGUGCUACGAGGCAGCCCUGGUGAAGAGUCACCUCGAGUCAUAUCUCACCCUCACGGAAACCGAUGUGUCGAUCCGGCAGCUCUUUAUCGGAUCUCCGUAUACAUACCGUGAUGGCAUCAUCCCCUUGCGCGAAAGUCUGGUGCGACUGUACCAGACCUGGGAUCAACUUGAUCUUCACCAACCAUGUCCAUACCGCUUCACCAACGAGGAGGUCGCGCAACACGAUAAGCAGCUCCAAGAGUACCGAGACUGGCUCAAGCUACGGGAGUAUACCCAUCAGCUUCUGCAUUCCAACGACGGAGGAUGGGUGCCUCCAAAUGUCGACUUUGCGGCCACAAAGGCUAAACAUGAGAAACUGUUUCGACAUUUCGUGGAGUCAAAGAAGGUCAAGAUGUCGGAGGAAGACGCACAGAAGCUGUGGUUCUUUCGAGAGAGGGGCUAG
Molecule: messenger RNA, 1656 nt
Organism: Penicillium alfredii
Lineage: Eukaryota; Fungi; Ascomycota; Eurotiomycetes; Eurotiales; Aspergillaceae
Product: phosphotransferase family protein
Exons: 4
Coding region: 1-1656 (551 amino acids)
Cellular component (GO): mitochondrion
Source: RefSeq, a predicted model, not a curated record